AUGUCGGUGGCUGUUGUUACGGUGAUCCUGCGAUGCUAUGUUCGCGGACGCUUAGUGAAGGCGUUCGGCUGGGAUGACACAGCAAUGGUGAUUGCUUUGUUAUUCUACGUGAUGUUCUCCGCUUGUAUGAUCGGAGGCAGUUUAUGGGGUACCGGGCGCAAAUACAAAGAUCUCACGGCGAAGCAACGUGUGACGGCGAUGAGGUACUGGUGGCUGUGUGAAAUCGCCUACUGUUUCGCUUCUGUCGGCGGCAAAAUCUCCAUCUGUAUCUUCCUGAUGCGCAUCACGGUUAAACGGCUGCAUAUUUGGCUCCUCUACAUCGUUAUGCUUUUGACCGUUAUCGCCGGUGUCGUCUUCAUGUUCCUCAUGCUACUGCAGUGCAAGCCGCUGUCGUAUUUCUGGACGAAGGUGGCCUUCGACGACCACAUCCAGGGCCAUUGUCUCGAUAUGAAAAUUAUCAUUGCCAUGACGUACGUGUAUAGUGCGUUUGCGGCGAUAUGCGAUUUCACCGUAGGCAUUUUGCCGAUAUUCCUCGUCAAGAACCUGCACAUGAAGAAACAGACCAAGAUAGCCGUUAUAGGCAUUUUGAGCAUGGCUUGCAUUGCUUCUUCGGCGGUUAUUAUCCGGAUUCCGUUCGUGCAUACGUUCGCUGAUCCGGACUUUCUGUACGCAACGGUCGAGAUCGCCAUCUGGUCGAAUAUCGAAGUCGGUUUGGGUAUCACGGCCGGAAGUCUCGCGACCCUUCGUCCUCUCGUUCGACACUGGCUAGGCUCACGUACCGAUCCGACCUAUCCCUCUCCCUUUCCCGGUCGGUCCGGGUCUCGGCUUCCCGGGGGUGCGAGUCGAGAUCGGCCCUUUCCGCUUGGGUCGCUGGACGAUAACGUCAAUAACCGGCUGCGGCCGGAUAAGUUGGCCAUAACGGUGACGACGGUGCAUAGUCAGGACCAGAAUGGGACGUGGCAUGGGGCGUCGAGUUCGAAUAGUAGCGAGGAACGGCUGACGGCGCAGGGGUCGCCAGCGUUGCCGGCUAUCGGGGGCGAAAUGGGACUGGGUAUUCAUCGGACGUUUGAGGUCACGCAGACGAGUACGUCUGGACAGUCUGAGACUGUUAGGGAGCAUUUAUAG
Messenger RNA from Aspergillus alliaceus, 1125 nucleotides. Its product is annotated as putative integral membrane protein. The record is from RefSeq and is a predicted model, not a curated record. The transcript is spliced from 5 exons. Lineage: Eukaryota; Fungi; Ascomycota; Eurotiomycetes; Eurotiales; Aspergillaceae. The coding region runs from base 1 to 1125 and encodes 374 amino acids.